Molecule: messenger RNA, 3301 nt
Organism: Suricata suricatta (meerkat)
Lineage: Eukaryota; Metazoa; Chordata; Mammalia; Carnivora; Herpestidae
Gene: CD180
Product: CD180 molecule
Exons: 5
Coding region: 139-2124 (661 amino acids)
Biological process (GO): positive regulation of lipopolysaccharide-mediated signaling pathway; cellular response to lipopolysaccharide; B cell proliferation involved in immune response
Cellular component (GO): extracellular matrix
Molecular function (GO): protein binding
Source: RefSeq, a predicted model, not a curated record
AGCAUUUCUUGUUCCCAGAUCAGGCCCGUCUGAGCACCUCCCUGCCUGCCAAAUUACGGAGGCCGUUAGAGUUUGAUUCCAUUUCUCUGCUCCAGGUACUAGAUAAGCCCACCGAGCUGAGGGGGCCUCGUUCCAGUGAUGGCUCCCUGUGCCAGUUGCUUCCUGUUGGCAGUGAUGCUUUCUGCCAACUGUAAAGUCAUCACCGCCUCGGAUCAGAUGUGCACUGAGAAAGAAGCCAACAAAACAUAUAACUGUGAAAAUUUAGGUCUCACAGAAGUUCCUGACACUCUACCAAACACAACAGAAUUUUUAGAAUUUGGCUUUAAUGUCUUGCCUACAAUUGAAAAUACAACUUUCACCAGACUCAUAGAUCUUAUCUUUUUGGACCUAACCAGGUGCCAGAUUAACUGGAUACAUGAAGACACUUUUCAAUACCAGCAUCAACUGGACACAAUUGUGUUGACUGGAAAUCCCCUAAUAUUCAUGGCAGAAACAGCACUUAAUGGGCCCACAUCACUGAAGCAUCUUUUCUUAGUCCAAACAGGAAUAUCCAAUCUAGAGUUUAUACCAGUGUACAAUCUGGAAAAGUUGGAAAGUUUGUAUCUUGGAAGCAACCAUAUUUCUUCCAUUACGUUUCCAGAAAACUUUCCAACACAGAAUUUGAAAGUCCUGGAUUUUCAGAAUAAUGCUAUCUCCUAUCUCUCUAGUGAAGACGUGAAUGGUCUAGAGAAGGCCACCAACCUAAGCCUUAAUUUCAAUGGCAAUGACAUUAGAGGCAUUGAGCCUGGAGCUUUCCAUUCGAAAAGAUUCCAAAGUUUGAAAUUUGGUGGGACUCUUAACUUGUCUGUUAUAUUGAAUGGUCUACAGAACUCUACUACUCAAUCUCUCUGGCUGGGGACGUUCGACGACACUGAAGACCAAGACCUUACUUCAGCCAUGCUUGAGGGACUUUGCGAAGUGUCUGUUGAAAGCAUCAAUCUACAGAAGCACCAUUUCUUUGAUAUCUCAUCUACCACAUUUCGAUGCUUCACUCAACUCCAGGAAUUGGAUCUGACAGCAACUCACUUGAAAGAGUUACCCUCUGGGAUUGAGGGUAUGAACACUCUCAAGAAAUUAGUUCUCAAUGUGAAUAAUUUUGACCAAUUGUGUCAAAUCAAUGCUGCCAGUUUUCCAUCCCUCACAGACCUCUCUAUCAAAGGCAAUGUGAGGACACUUGACCUUGGUGUUGGGUGUUUGGAAAAACUAGAAAACCUUCAGAAACUUGAUUUAAGCCACAAUGAUAUAACAGCUUCCAACUGCUGCAAUCUGCAACUCAAAAACCUGCCCCACUUACAAUACCUAAAUCUAAGUUACAAUGAGCCUCUUGGUCUCCAGAGUCAGGCAUUCAAAGAAUGUCCUCGGUUAGAACGUCUAGAUUUGGCAUUUACCCACUUGCAAGUUAAGGCUCCACAAAGUCCUUUUCAAAACCUUCAUCUCCUACAGGUUCUGAAUCUUUCUCACUGUCUCCCAGAUACCAGCAAUCAGCACCUUCUAGCAGGUCUGGUGGAUCUCCGCCAUCUAAAUUUACAGGGGAAUCGCUUUCCAGACGGGAGCAUCUCAAAGACCAACCUACUUCAGCCCUUGAGCAGCUUACAGAUUCUUAUUUUAUCCAACUGUGACCUCCUUUCCAUAGACAAGCAAGCAUUCCAGAGCCUUGGGAAAAUGAGUCACGUAGACUUAAGCUACAACAGCCUGACGGACAAUAGCAUCGAUGCUUUUAGCCAUCUUCAGGGGCUCUACCUCAAUCUGGCUGCCAAUAGCAUCCACACCGUCCCUCUGCAUCUCCUCCCCAGCUUGUCCCAGCAGAGCACCAUUAACUUAAGUCACAAUCCCCUGGACUGCACUUGUUCCAACAUUUAUUUUAUAACAUGGUACAAAGAAAAUCUGCAGAAAUUUGAGGGCUUGGAGGAAACCAUGUGUGCGAACCCCCCAUCUUUAAGGGGAGUUAAGCUAUAUGAUGUCAAACUGUCCUGUGGGAUUACGGCUGUGGGCAUUUUCUUUCUUAUAAUAUUUUUACUCUUCGUUGCUAUUCUGCUCAUUUUUUCAGUUAAAUUUCUCCUUAGGUGGAAAUACCAGCACAUUUAGUGCGAAAGGUUUCUGGAGAUGGCAAAUAAAUGUGUUUAAUGAAAUUGCCCCAAGUAAAGGAACUGUUGUCUGUUCCUUUUCAGGCUGUCAGAAUUUUCAGAUUGGCUCCUGCAGCUGGACAGGGACUCACUGUGCUUUUCUGAGUCCCAGAGCUAAUGAACCUUCUUGGAGCAUAAACUGACUAGGGCCAGGGGGCCAAACAACAGCUGUGAGAGACACAGCCAUUGCCUCACAUAAAAGGGGGUUGGAGGACCGAUGGCAGGGAAAGGCCAAGAGAGGAAUUUCUAGGACGCUAUCUCCCUUCCACUCCUGGACGCCCCCAAAGCAGCACCUACCUUGAUCCUAAAGGGAGAUCAACAACCACAACAUGGCGGCAGUGGUGACCCCAGUCCAAACUCUGUCUCCCACAGCUUGGGCAUCGUGCUUGGCUCUGAGUCCUCAGACAGUUGGUCAUUUGAAAAACUUGUUGAGGAUCAAGUGUCAAAGCUUAUUUUAAAUGAAAAAGGGAAUACACAAACAGCCAUGGUUGUUCUAAGGAUGACCACGUGGAUGGAAUAGAGGAGCUUGGACUCGCACUACCAGGGUGGCAUCACACUGAUGGGUGUGAAUGGGCAGGUGCAGGCAUCAAUCUGUCUCCAGCCUGGACAUGACUGGCAAGUCACUGAGUACACAUGGUAUGACAGAUUUGGGAGCAGGUUCCCUUUUUGAUGUGCUUGCCUGCAUCCGCAUGUUGGAACAGAGUCCCACGGCCAGCCUGUGACAAGUGAUGGCCAUCUUGUCUUUGGGAAUGCACGUUCCAGAAAUCAGUGGGAGGCUGCUGCUUUUCUGUGAGGACUGAUGCUAGGAUUCCAGUCCCGGGUCCAAGGAGUCGGAACUGUCAGAGAACUUGAACCUGAGCCAGACUGACUGACUUCCCAUAUGCAAAAAGUCAUGAAACUGAUGUGCAACAAAGCAGUGGGCAUUUCUCGCUUUUGUAGUUACAGGAAAAUGGGUGUAAUAUUCACCGGGAUAGAGGUAGAAGGGAGGAGGAACACUGAUUUGAGGAAUGAGUUCAAACCAUACUGAAUGAUGGGUAAUCAGAUUUAGAGUGCUGCCUGGCCACUGAAUUCCUUAAUUCCUGGCUGAUAUUGGAGGACGCAAAUUUUUGUAAUUAAUAAAGUGACCCUUUUACAUGUUA